Monascus purpureus is the source of this 847-nucleotide messenger RNA. The record is from the annotation of a GenBank genome assembly. Lineage: Eukaryota; Fungi; Ascomycota; Eurotiomycetes; Eurotiales; Aspergillaceae.
CUUUGCUGCAUAGCCCUAGCUACUCUGCUAAUAAUAGGCAAUGGAGUCAUUUGCCAUGACUGCCUAUAUUCCUCCGAUUUUGACGUAUAAGCUGCCACCAAUGCAGCUAGCUACAUUGCAGCAUACCAGUGCACUUGAAAUGACACAUUUGACAGCUAUGAACCAGCUUCACUUUCGACAGCCAAUCCAUAGACGUUUCAUUCAAAAAGUUCUCCGUCUAGAACCAUUCAUCCAGAUCAAAGUCGAGCUUCCUACCCUCUUCAUCAUCCCCCGCAAUCUCCUCUGCUACCUUGACAGGAGCCAACUCCCUCUCAAACCCCAUCAUAUACGCAACCACCGUAACCCCCAUCGUCUUCUUAAACACCCGACAAAGAUAACUUGGCGAAACCCCAACCUCUCUCGCCAACCCUUUCAAACCCCGCUUCAUCGUCAUGCCAUCACUCCAUCCUUCUUCUUCCACUCGUAAACGAGCAAUGGCUCUAGCAACGACCUAGUCCCUCUCUCCAACAAGGCUCGCGCCAUCCGAUUUACAUCUUUGGCAUGGCCGGAAUCCAUCGCAACGCGCUUCGUCUGCCGUGUCGUAGAGAAGACGACGUUGGCCCUUCAUGCAAGCUGUGGAUUUGACGCCAUCGAGGAAGGAGGAGUGGGAUGAGGGGUUGCGGUGUGAGAGAGUUUGCCAGCGGGAUUGAGAGAUUGGAGGUUGUGUUUACAUGGUGAGCGAGGUGCUUUGUAGACAGGAAUGAGCGAUGUGACGUUGAAUAGUUACGAAAUCUGAUUAUCCAGGUGACUAAGCACAGAGCGUCGCAUCCAGUAUUGCAGAAUGGAGUAUCUAAUGGAUUAAUCUGUA